AAUCCUUGCCUCACCGUACCGCAGGGACAAUGUCAGAGCAGGCGCCUGUCCCCAGCUCAGCGGCUGAGAGGCGGCAGAGGUCACAGCUCCUUCCCUGCGGCUUCUUGGGAAGCUGUCCGUCUGCCUGAGGGAGGUUUCCCUGGGGUGAGGAGGCGAGUGCUGGCCCAGAGCUCCCCAUUGAAUGCCGCUGGCCUUCUCCUGCGUCCCUUGAGCGUACGUAGGGUGUGAGCAGGGCUUGUCGUCAAAGGGAAAGCAGUCUCGGAGACGCCCUCUCUACGCCCAGGGAAGCAAUCCAGCUUCGGCUCAAGUAUGCAGUGACCGCUGGUGGCUUUCUGCCUUGGAGACCAGGAGAGAAUGCUCCAAUGGAGAGGAUCCAGAAAUUCAUUUUACAUACUCUCAUCUUAACAGCCUUGCUACCAGGCUUUGGCUUUUGUUAUUCUGUUAUAAGUGGCCCUACUAAUGCAACAGUCCUUGCUGGUUCAGAAGCCCGCUUUAAUUGCACUCUGUCAUCAGGAUGGGUAAUUCUCAUUUGGCUGUCCAAUGGAAAUCCUGUCCUCACUGUCAUCAAUUCUCAAGGGGCUGUUGAAACAUCAGACCGCUUCACUUCUCAAAAUUACACAAGUAGCAAUACGUUUACCUCAGAGCUGAUCAUCCACAACACACAGCUGAGUGACUCUGGAAAAAUUGAAUGCAGCACCCAGAAACCUAAUGAGAGCAGCUUUGCAUUUCUUUCUGUUCAAGUUAAUGGAUCUUUAUUCAUCAAAAAUAGCACUCUAACAGUAACAGAGAACAAAACAGUUGAAAUUGUUUGUGAAGCCUUAGGAUGGGCUCCAGCUCCAGACAUUACUUGGAUGACAAAUGACUCUUUCAUUGAUAAGUCAAGGUAUGUUACCCAGCAAAGUCAAGGAUCUAAUGGCCUCCACAAUGCCCUGAGCAUCCUAACUUUGACUCCGACGGACACUGAGGUUUUGACUUGUUUAGCUGACAUAGAAGCACUCCCUAACCCUCAGAAUGCAACGGUAACUGUUAUUUUUGGCAAUUCUUCAAUAGAAAAUGAUUACAGUGAAGACAGCAGAAGCACAUGGGUUAUUGUACUUGCAGUUGUGCUUUCACUUGUUGGUAUUAUUCUUCUGAUCAUUAUUAUUGUGGUUGUUGUACGCUACUGCUGCCUAAAGAAGAAAGGAGCUACGUAUCAAACUGAAGUAAGAAAAGUUUCAGCUAAGAAGAAAAAUGAUGGUGAUUUGGAAAACAGGCAAAGGCAUGGUAGCGAAAACCAGGGAUACCUUCCAGAGGAACGCUGGAACACUGCACAAAUCCCAAGAGUUACUUCUCUUCCCCCAAUGUCUUCAAAGUUCACUGUCCCUGCUGCAGAUUUACAUACCAGUUCUGCACCAAAGGUGCAGCAUCAAAGACCUACUGAUUAUCCAAUCAACCCAAAGAAAAUUAGGAAUGUGACACUUGUUUAAGAUGUACUUCUCCAGGAAAUUUCUCUAUCAGUCAUGCUUUAUGUGUUUGGAUGGCUUCCUGCAACACAGAAAGGUUAACACCGGUUCUGUCAGUUUAAGCUAUAAGUUAUUUUUCGUCUUUUUCCUCAUGUCAUGAAAUAAAAUCACAACCUUUAUAAUGUAGCAUAUGAUACCUUAGCAAAAUAAUGGACAUAAAUGACAGCCUUAACUUCAGCAACAAUGAAUUUGAUGGGACUCCGCAAGAAAAAGAAUCCAUGCUGUGGGUCCCAAGGAAAUCAGCAAAACUCCUAUCAGACAGAAACAUUGCAUUAUGCACAGCAAAAUCAAGGACUGGAACUGCAAGAGAGCUCAGAAUAAUUGGUUAAUAAUAAUACUGGUUAAUCCAAUAUCUGUUGCCUUUUUUAUGUACUUUAUGUAGAUCUGAUCAUCUCAAGCCAAGUUCAACAAUAUUUUUUUCAAUUUCUGUUCUGUAAUAAAAUCAAGGGAAGUUUUCAUGAGGGCUAAGAAAACUAUCUUUGGAUCAAAAAUGAAUUUGUUUCAUUUCAAUACAUUCUUUUGUUAAAGGUGCUUGUCUUAAAUCUGAUAAUCGAGUGUUAAUAAAAAACAAUCACCUAUGUGCCAAAAAAUUCCUGUUUCGUUUGAAAUGCAAAAAUCUUAAGCUGAAAAAUACAGAUUUAAGACUCCUGACUUCUAAGAGGUGUUGCUUGAGUGCUUAGUGUCUCUGUUCUACUCUGUCGAGUUUGGCAUCCAAACGUCUUGGGUCAGAGCAAAUGGUGGCUGUUGGCAUAGGGUUGAUAACAACCAUGGGAAAUACGCCUUAGCUAGGGAAACGUGUCAGUAGAGCGGAUCUGGCACAUGGAUCCCAUAUAUGCCUUCCCCACCUACUAAUUAUGAUUUCUAGCUGAAAUGUCUUGUCUGAAAUUUUGUAUUAUUUCAUAACAAAAAGUUCAGGCUUAUAACAUUUUUUUUUUUGCAAAAAGGCAAACUUCUUCAGAAAAACAAGGUAUUUUCACUGUGCUCAUCUUUCUAUCCACUUAAAGCAUUCUGAAUUAUUCAGUGUUUUGCAUGUUAAUCUUUUGUAUGAACCAAUGCAGGUGCUCUUUGAGUGCUGAAAGAAGCUGCUAUAUAGAAUUACUUUCAGUGGUAAUCUGUGCAACAAAAGUAAGAAAUUUGAAACCUGGUAUCAGGAAAAAGAAGUUGGUUUGCAUGUUUAGCAUUUCGUAUCCCAUUAAAUGUGACAGAUUUUGAACUGCUAGUUGCAUUUUCAGUCAGUCUGUCAGAACAAAUCCUGAGAUCAAUUCACAGUCUGCCAGGUGCAAUUGUAUACAAAACUGUUUCGAAUUCUGGCCAUCUACAUGCUUUCUGUCUUGUUUGGUUGAGGAGGAGCUUUGAAAUGCAUUCUUACUGAAUGCAAUUGUACCAACAGCAUGGUAUGUAAACAGCUACAGUGUUAUACAGAGAAAAUAUAAGCAAUUUACAUUGUGGAAUCUCUGUUUUUUUCCUUGAAAUAACCAUGGAUUGAGAGAAACCUCUACCUGAUCGUGAUACCAAUAUUGGUAUCGCUGGCAUCUCCUAAUUACUACUGUAGCUUAAUGCAACCUAAACACAAACAAAUAUCCACUUAUUCAUUGCACGAGACAGAUAGGCCCAGUGUAACACCGGCCUGUGAUUUGGGGAGAAAAAUCAUGGACCUUUGGCUUUCUGUACACUUGCAUGGUUAUCAAGCCUUCUGGUUGCCAGAAAAUUAACUCCUCAGUACAAAACUGAAAACUACAUGGAGGCAGUAGUUUCCCAGCAGGAAAUGUUGUUUCAUUAGAGUGUGUUUUGAAAAGGAAUCGAACUAUAGUGUGGUUUAUCUCAAAGCCCUUUAUCUUAAGUUUAGGUUCAAUAUUAUUUGGUA
Cuculus canorus (common cuckoo) is the source of this 3366-nucleotide messenger RNA. RefSeq names its product immunoglobulin superfamily member 5 (gene IGSF5). Gene Ontology annotation, biological process: cell-cell adhesion. Bases 363 to 1466 code for a protein of 367 amino acids. NCBI's taxonomy places the organism in Eukaryota, Metazoa, Chordata, Aves, Cuculiformes, Cuculidae. The transcript has 9 exons. The record is from RefSeq and is a predicted model, not a curated record.